This is a messenger RNA of Pygocentrus nattereri (red-bellied piranha), 7516 nucleotides long. Its product is annotated as NACHT and WD repeat domain-containing protein 2. The record is from RefSeq and is a predicted model, not a curated record. NCBI's taxonomy places the organism in Eukaryota, Metazoa, Chordata, Actinopteri, Characiformes, Serrasalmidae. The transcript has 8 exons. Gene Ontology annotation, molecular function: protein binding. The coding region runs from base 331 to 5538 and encodes 1735 amino acids.
CACAUGCAUGAGGAAUCAUGCCCGGAUUAGAAACCCGCCUUUAAGACUGCCUUUCUCUACCUGAACAAUGGCUGUAGUCAGUGUGAGUGAAACCUGCCUCAGGUCGAGGUAACCUCACUGGUUGUAGACAGAGCCUUAAUAAAGCUACAGAGAGAUUACAGGUCUGACAGAGGAAGGGGGAAAAAAGGUGAAGUCUCCACCGGAUCCCAUCUUUGCAUCACCUCAUAGUGGCUCACGCUGAGGCAUUUAUAUGAGGAUCUAGGGCCACGCAGAGUCACCAAGCUCACGGCAAGGCAUCCCUCCACAACACCGCGCUGGAAGUCGCCCCCCAUGUGGCCAGCCGGGGUGGGCAGCAGGCUGCCGUGUCCGCGCGACUCCGCGCUGCGCAGGGCUGCCAUCAGCGGGAAUGUGCUCGCGCUGCCGCCACAGCACGUGCCCACGGGCAGGAGCGUGCGCGUCUUCAUCUGCGCCAACCCUGACGAUACGGAAGCAGAGAGAAACGCUCUGAAAGAACAUGUCUACCCCAAACUGAGAGACUUCUGUAGAGAGAAUUAUGGCAUUGAGUUCCAGGUGGUGGACUUGUACUGGGGGGUGGACCCAGAAGAGUGGGACAGUCCAGAACUACAGAGACUGCGGAUGAAGCUUCUGGAAGAAUGUCUGAAAACAUCUGCAGGUCCAUGCUUUGUUGGUUUGGUGGGGGAGAAGUAUGGAAGUAUUCGGGUUCCAGGGGAGGUGGAGUCGGCUGAGUUUGAGAUGAUUCUGGAUGCAGCUGUGGAAGCAGGUCUGGACACGCGGCUCCUGGAGGAAUGGUACUGCCGGGAUGAAAACUCAGUACCGCCGGCAUACUACCUCAAACCCAAAGCCCAGAUGCUGAAGAACUAUCAGAACUCGAUGGAGUCAAGCAGCGCUGCAAAGUCCAAGAAUGAUAAGGCCUGGAGGGCCGUCUCUGAAGAGAUCAAGAAAAUCUUCAGAACUGCAGUUCUACAACUACAGGAGAAGGGAACCAUGAAGAGUGCACAGGCCAAGAAAUUCCUCUGCUCAGCGCUAGAGGACGAACUGGACUUUGCUUUAGGAAAACAAACUCCAGCCUUCUUGAAGAAGUGUGUGUGCUACAUACGCAAAAUUUCCAACUUCGACCGCUUUGCCAAAUUACCAGAGAUGGCGCGCUAUAUGGACAUUGUCACAAGUGGGGACCGCGUCAUGAGAAACCAGGAGGCCUAUGAGAGGCUUCUUAAAGUCAGAGAUGAGUUCAUCCCCACUGUAGUUGCAGCGUCCAAUCUCCGCGUCUAUUCCUCAGUCACCCACUGCGACAUGAAGCUGGGCUAUUCCCAAGAGGUGGAAAGCCACUAUGUGGAAGGCCUGUGUAAGCAGUUCUAUGAAGAUAUGGUGGACAUCAUUCAGGCUACAGUACAACAAAACUUUGAUACAGAGACUGAUCCACUAUAUGAUGAGAUCAUACAGCACCUUUCACUCUGCAAGACCUAUUCCUCAUUCUAUGUCUAUAAGAGUGAGGCUCUGGAUAUGGUGCUGGAGUACAUGUACCCCUCCAAAGGAGGAAGGAUAAUGCCCCUAGUGGUGUAUGGAGGUCCUUGCACAGGGAAGACAUUGUUGCUUGCUGAGGUGGCUAAACAGGCAUACUCAUGUCUUCAGAAAGAAAUGGGGCCAGAAACAGAUCCUGUGGUCAUUGUUCGCUUUAUUGGCUCCUCUGACCUCUCUACAGACCUUCGUAACUUUCUCCAAAGUAUCUGUGAGCAGAUUGCCAUCAACUACCGCUGCUUGAUCCAUUUUCUACCACACAAGAUCCAGGAAAUGAGAGAAUUGCUGGUUAACCUACUGGGAGAGUCAUCCUUCCACCGUCCCCUAGUCAUCAUCUUGGAUGCCUUGGAACAGCUGUCAGAAGCAGAUGACGCCCGUAAACUUUGGUGGCUGCCUAUCCACCUUCCUCGAACAGUUCGCAUUGUGGUAUCAACCCUGCCCAACAAGCAUGGGAUACUACAGAAAUUGCGAUGCCUGAUUCAUGAUGAGGACUGUUAUGUAGAGCUAAUGCAAAGGGACCGCAAGGCAUGUAGCCAGACACUCAAACAACAGCUUCUGAGUGUCAAACGAAAGGUAACCUCAGGUCAACAGAUAUAUGUAAACGAAGCACUGGCUAAAUGUACACUGCCCAUGUUUGUCAACCUUAUUUAUCGUGAGGUGGUACACUGGCGGUCACACAAAGAUGUAGAUGAUAAGUCCCUGUGCUCAACGGUACAUGAGAGUAUAGAGCAGCUCUUCUAUUCCAUUGAGAGGAAGCUAGGGUCUCGCUUUGUCUUCCGUGCAUUGGGCUACAUUACAAUGGCACGUGCAGGGUUGACAGAAGUGGAACUGGAGGAUAUACUGUCUUUGGACAAUAGUGUACUUGGUGACAUCAUGGUCAGCUCAAAUCUAAAGAGUCCGCUUCGAAUCUCCUAUGAUCUCAUUGCUCGACUAAAAGAAGAGCUGGAGGGUUACUUGGUGGAGAGACAGGUUCGCAAUGUAACUCUGAUGGUUUGGGCAAACCGGCAUCUGCAUCUUAUUGCACAAAAACUGUACCUCAGUAAUGAAGAGGAUGUGCAUCAGAUGCACAGCCUGUUGGCUGAGUACUUCCUUGGUGCAUGGGCAGGUGGUAGAAAGAAGAUCUUCCACUGCGACAACAAUCACUUUGCCUCAUUAAACAUCUCUCAGCAUCGGAAUCCUCAUCACCAACAGAGCCUUCAUGGGCAUGACAAAGCAUCUGCUGACAAGCACUCUUAUGACCGACAAUCUCCUGAACAACCCUGGGUGUUCCAGUGCAACUUGCUCGAGCCUGAUAUCUUCUUUGUCAAUCACAGAAAAAUGACAGAAUUGCUGUUUCAUUUGACAAGGAGUGGGCGGACAGAUGACCUCAUGUAUGGUGUAAUCAUGAAUUUCAGUUGGCUCUAUACCAUGAUAAAAAUUGGGCAAUUUGACAAAGCCUUGAUGGACAUUGACAUGGCUUACAGUUACACACAAGAAAAGGAGCUCAAGUUUCUUGCUAGCACACUACGCAGCAUAAAGGUCAAGGUGAUCAAGAACCCUGCGUCACUGUCUGCUGAACUUCAGCAAAGGCUUCUUCCUGUAGUUACAUCCCUUCCCAAACUCAGACACCUCUUACUAGAGUGUGACAAGGAUGGACCUAAAUACUGCUCCAUAGUGCCCCUCCACUCUUCCAUGGAUGUCACUUACAGUCCUGAGAGACUCCCGCUGUGCUCUAGCUACAUGCAAAUUGUGGAAAUUCUUCCCACAUUGGCCCCAAACAUUGUAAUCGUAGCUCUUGAGGAUGGCUCCAUCAGUACAUGGGAUGUAGAGAGCAGACAGUUGUUGAGACAGAUAGACACAGCAAGGUCAGUUGUUCUUGGUGUUAGGCUCACUACAGAUGAGAAGUACCUUGUGGUUGCCACCACAAAAAACACACUACUCAUUUAUGACAACCAUAAAUCCUGUUUGUUGUCAGAGGUGGAUGUUAAAGGCUCGAAGCACUGUGGCAUCACAGGAGGAGUUGCAUUCAUCAAUGGGUUUACCUUGUCCAGUCACCAUGCCUUAGCUUGGUUGGAGGCCAGCAAGGAUGUCAAUGUGAUUGACCUGCUCUAUGGCUGGCCGCUGUAUCAGUUCCAUUGCUGGUAUGAGGUAACUUGUGUUGAAUGCUCCCCAGAUGGAAUGUAUGCUUUCUGUGGGCAAUACCUAAACACCACUACCAUUUUCCACCUUGGAAGUGGAGAUAAGCUUGCCACAAUGACCUCUGAGUUUUCUGGGGGAUUUGUGAAGUCCAUCCUGGUUCUGGACACAAUCCACCAAAUGGUGAUGAUUGACAAUGAAGGCAGUCUUUCUGUUUGGAAUACCAAAGAUAUCACAAAUCCCAGGCUUAUGGAGGACUAUGACUGUCGAGGGGAUGAAAGUGAGGUGGUAGGGAUAGAACUAUCAGAGGAUCAAAGAUCCAUCCUUAUUUGCAAAGCAAGAAGCAUUGAGGUGCUUGAUACUAAGCUUUGGAAGAUGGUAGAAAAGUUCAGGGCCAAGCGUAGUGAGAAAUUUGUGGCUGCUGUGCUGUCAAAAAAUGGCCAAAGUAUCGUGGCCUCCAUGGAAAACACCUCAUCCAUAUUUGUGUGGAGAAGAGACAGCGGACAGUGCAUGGCUAGUUUGAUAGAGAUAUCAGGAGCCAUUGUCAAGUUGAUCAAGUCAGCACAUCAUAACUUGCUCUUGUCCGUAGCUAGCAGUGGGGUUCUCUCAGUUUGGGACAUCGACAUCAUUACAGCAAUGUCAAACAUUGAUAAAACAGGAAAACGUAUCCAAAGUGUUCAGCUAUCAGGCAGAGAGGACUUUGUGUACACAAUGGAUGGGUCUGAAGCCAUUCAUAAGUGGAACUUCAGCACAGGUUUCAUUGAGAUGGUGUUUAAGCACGAAGGGCUUGUGGAGAACUGUGUUCUUACUACAUCCGGUGACCUCAUGGUAACAUCCGAUGACAAAUGUAGCCAGUACAUCUGGCACACAACCACAGGCGAAAAUAUCUUCCGAAUCAAUGGCCAAAAGAUAUCCCAACUUCUCAUCACCCAUAAUGACCAAUUUGUGGUCUCUCUUUGUGAGCAAAAUGCUUCUCGUGUCUGGAGACUUGCUACAGGACACAAAGUGUGCAACAUCCUGGUAACUCUUCAGCAUGCUCUCAUCACCACAGCAAACACUUUCCUAGUUGGCACAACAAAAAACAAGCUGUUGGCCGUUAGCUUGUGGUCAGGCAGUGUAUCCAAGAAAUUUAUCUGUGAUGAUGGCAUCACAAUCAUAAACUUUAAGCUAAUUCCAGACAGUCCAGACUAUGUAGUCUUCAUCACAUCAACAGAGACUGUUUUCAUAUGGAGCGUAGCAGACGAGUCUGUCUGUAGAAGGGUGCAGCUACCAAGCAACUUCUUGAAGAACUUAGAAGACUUCCAAAUCUCACCAAAUGGGAAGCUGGGAAUUGUGUCCAAAGGAGAUGAGAACAUUAAUGUCCUAGAUUUGCACAGUGGCAAACUCCGCCUUGUCCAUGCUGCUGGCAUAAUAUGGAGGCAGAAGCUGUCACGGGAUGGACGGUACUUGGUGUACAUCUGUUUCCGUAACUGUGAUGAGGAUGAUGAUGCAGGCGUGGUUUCUAGUUUGAUUGUCAUGCGACUCGCUGAUGGGAAGAGUAUUGGUACCUGUUCACUCUACAAGACACCAACCUACUUGUGCCUGUCACAACGAGCACUCAACAUUAUCGUUGGCUUUGAGGAUGGCAGCAUUGGCACCUAUACAGUUGUGGACCGUGUGGAUGCAGCCCUCAAAAUCAAGAUUGCCACCUCCAACAGCCGCCAGAUCGUUAACAAUGCCUCACAAAAAGUGCGACCCAAGUGUAGCACCAAUGCCUUCAAGACCGUUGCUGAUUGCGUGUGGAGGGAGUCCACUGAAGUCUUCUCUAGAGACAGCCCCAUCAAUGUCUCAGACAGUGGGGAGCCAGAGACAACAACACCCACAAAGAAGAGUGAAGUACUGCAGUGAGAGGGCCCUCUUCAGGACAGUAGAGAUUAAUGUGAAUGGGGCCAGAUUUGGAUGCAGUUGAUUCUUGUUUACAGCAACCUUGUGACUUGUUCAGUUGCACAAAUCCGUUAUCAGUUGUUGUUGUUACUGGCCAAUUACUAUAAACGCUGCACUCAGUUGAGCCACUUUCAUUCUGUUGUCCCUCAACAGUUGAUAUUACACAGCAUAUAACGUGUAAUUUCAGAAAUAUCAGUGUUACAUAGAUCCUUUACAUUGCUCUAUUCAUUCUGAUGGGCUUUAUCAUGUUUUUCCUAUGUAAGUGCAUAUAUUUCAGAUACACUGUUUCAUUCAAAUCAAGCCAUAAUGUUACUUUAUACAGAAAUACAUAGAAAUGUUAUAUAUUUGUAGCCAUAAAACAUUUGCUGCCAUUUUUUGUUUUUUGUUGUCAUCUUUUUCUUAAUGUCGCCUGGAAGUAUAUGAUAAAGAAAACUUGUGUACAUGUGUACAUAUCUAUUUUGGCUGCUGCAAUUUGUGCAACUCCUUAACAAUGUUUUGUUGUGCUUAAUGCAAUCAAAGAGAGUGCCUGGAUUUUAAGAUGUUUUUCUUAUAAGUACUAAUGACUAAAAAGAUGCAGGGAAUUUGUAACACACAACUAUCUUGAUACUGAUAUUCAUCAAUACAAUAAAACAUACUACGAUGAAACAAACAACAAAUAACAAAUCUGAUUCAUUCAAAGUUGCUGAUCAUCACAGCAUAAUUAUUUCAGGAAACAAUAUUAUAAAGGCUGUUUAUAGUGUUAUGUUAAUGCAUUUCUUGUAUUAAAUUGAAAAUAAGGAUGGAAAGAAAAUUAUCGCAAGCUGAAAAUGUUGCAUAUUGGUAGUUGGAUUAAACCAUUACUGAGUAUUUAACAUUUGAGCAUUGUGUGUAGCAUCUCGCCAGGAGUAUCUACGCCUUAAAAAGUGGUGUCAUAAGUUAUGCCAAGUUUAGUUUGUUGCUGUUUUUCAUGUCCCUAGUGAGGUGAAGUGUGAAUGUGUGAUAGUUGAAAAAGAAUACUUUGUACUUUCAUGUAAUAAAUUACUUACAUAGAGACAUAUAGCUACGUGUUAUUAAAAACAAGGUUGCCACAAGCCAGUUUUAGGGAUUGCACUUUAUUUUUGAACAGUUCUUUGUUUACCACAGUUGACUUCUAUUGAGUGUAGACUAUGACGCAAAUACUCAUCUACUAACUGGUGGUUAAGUAUGGCCUGUGAAGAUUUGCAUUUUGCCUUCAGUUAUGGGUAUAUUCUGGCAUGCUCAACACAAUUAUCAGUCAUGCCUCACUCAAUCUCCUCCAUAACUCUAAGGGCUAUUCCGACAAAUUGUAUGUUUACCUCUGGAAUUGUUGAGAAAUAGGCCCAUUUUCAACUAACAACCUGUAGCAUUAUUCAGGUUUGUCACACUUCUCCCCUCAAAGUGCAAAUUUUCAAAACUCAGUAAUAUUAUAUGGUACUUUGCCAAAGUUUUUUCCUUUGUGUUAAAAUAUUUGUCUUAUCAUUUGUGACUUAAUUGAACAUUAUCUUUUAUGGCUUUAUUGUACCUCCCAGUGUGACUUAUGUUAACUAUAAUAGAAGAAAUGUAUUAUCUUUGCUAAGAAGUUUGAGAAGUCCAUAUUGUAUUGGAAUGCUAGUUUUAGAGUAUAUCUGAAUGUCACUAUGAGAGCAGAACAUGGCAUAUUGUACGUUAUGUGACUUGAAUGACUUUUAAUUAUAUACAUGUUUGCAAAACAUAGUUGGCAUACUGGUAAUGAAUGUGUUUAUUGUAUUCUUUGUAUAGUCAUGACUGAACUCCCUGUUUAGAGAUUUCUAUAUUUUCAUAAAUGUUGUACUUACAUUUUGUUACAAAGUUGUUUUAAAGAAAAAAAGAGAAAAAACUUCUGUCUGAAGCAAUAUGAACUAGUGUGUAUGCAUUGUUUGUAUGAAACAUUUUAAUGUAAUAAAAUGGUUCUCUUUUUGCCUCUUAA